Geodia barretti is the source of this 789-nucleotide messenger RNA. The record is from the annotation of a GenBank genome assembly. Lineage: Eukaryota; Metazoa; Porifera; Demospongiae; Tetractinellida; Geodiidae.
AUGAUCGCAGCCCACCUGCCCCUCAUCGAGCAGGCGGCGCGCGAGGGCGUGCAGGUGCUGGGGCUCCAGGAGCUCUUCAACCUGCCCUACGUCGGCGCGGAGCAGGACAAGCGGUGGUACCGCGCCACCGAGCGGGUGCCCGACGGGCCGACGAUCCAGCGGAUGCGGGCGGAGGCGGCGCGCCUCGGCAUGGCGAUGGUGGUGCCGGUCUACGAGGAGGCCCAGACCGGCGUCUACUACAACACCGCCGCCGUGAUCGACGCGGACGGGCGCUACCUCGGCAAGUUCCGCAAGAUCCACAUCCCCCACGUCGUGGGCUUCUGCGAGAAGUUCUACUUCAAGCCCGGCGACAUCGGCUAUCCGGUGUUCGAGACCGCGUUCUGCAAGGUCGGCGUCUAUAUCUGCUACGACCGGCACUUCCCCGAAGGCUGGCGCGAGCUCGCCAUGAACGGAGCCGAGGUGAUCUUCAACCCGUCUGCGACCGUGCGGGGGCUGAGCGACCAUCUCUGGACCCUGGAGCAGCCGGCGGCGGCGGUCGCGAACUGCGUCUAUAUCGGCGCCAACAACCGCGUCGGCAUGGAGCCGCCGUGGAAUAACGGCCACUUCUACGGCUCCAGCUAUUUUUGCAAUCCGCGCGGCGAGAUUCUGAACCAGGGGCCGGACGAUAAGGACGCGUUGGUCACCGCCGACCUCGAUCUCGCCAUGAUCGGCGAGGUGCGCGACGCGUGGAACUUCUAUCGCGACCGCCGGCCCGACACCUACGGCGCCGUCGCGUCCUGGCAGGUCUGA